Aspergillus costaricaensis CBS 115574 is the source of this 792-nucleotide messenger RNA. RefSeq lists its product as uncharacterized. Bases 184 to 690 code for a protein of 168 amino acids. Gene Ontology annotation, cellular component: BLOC-1 complex. NCBI's taxonomy places the organism in Eukaryota, Fungi, Ascomycota, Eurotiomycetes, Eurotiales, Aspergillaceae. The transcript has 2 exons. Gene Ontology annotation, biological process: endosome organization. The record is from RefSeq and is a predicted model, not a curated record.
UUCCCUCCUUUUCUCCCGGCUCUUCUUAUACUUCCCCUCUCAGACGCUCGUUCACGAGAUCUCCCUCACCUGCGCAUAUCGGUUCUCAUCAUGAACUUCGGUUCGUUCAAUCUCCCCACCACGAGAUCGACCGGCGCUUCCUAGACUGUUGUCGCGGUAGGAGCAUGUCUCUGCCGGGACCAAAUGUCCGUAUCAGCCUCGAUUCCCGACACUUCGCUUGGCCUCACCUCCUCCGAGAUCCAAAUUCUGAGGCAACAACAACAAAUAGCGCUGCAGGGCGGCCACGGUGCCAAUGGUGUUUCCAGGGGCCGAGGGACCGGACGCACCAGCAACUCCAGUUCGCGCGCCGCCAGUGCCGCCAGCAGCCACGGUCGUUUAAUUCUGGAUCCUAUGAGCCUACGGGCGCUAUCGCAGCAGUUGGAUGGUUUGCAACAACAGAUUCGCAAUCGCCUUGAUGAUCUGGAAGAGCAAAUGCAGAUAUCUAUCCAAAGCACUUACGAUCGCGCCGGCAACGUCAUUCGCAAUGCUGAUGCCGAGAUUGCCCGUACCCGUUCCAUUUUAGCCUCAAUUGACGACUUGGAGAAUGAGCUUGCGAAGAUCGGGCAUAUUAGAGAAAUCGUGAAAGCGUAUCGUGGACGUAUAGAAGGUCUCGAUCAACGCCUGGAUCAAGCCGCCCGCCGGAGACACUGAGAUGCCAACCCUCGCGAUAUGUUCCUGUCCACACUCCAACACACCAUAUACUCUCGAACUUCAACCCUCAAACCUUUCUUUCUACUCGGAUUACCCUAGCGC